Molecule: messenger RNA, 2423 nt
Organism: Prunus avium (sweet cherry)
Lineage: Eukaryota; Viridiplantae; Streptophyta; Magnoliopsida; Rosales; Rosaceae
Source: RefSeq, a predicted model, not a curated record
AUGGGGAUUCACCUGUCGAUUCGCAUGCACUCGAAACUACUAGUUCUGUUGUUGUUUCAUCUUGUGGUUGCAAACUUUGUAGACUCUUUGCAGCAGCUAUCUUGCCACGCCGAGGAGAGCUCUGCCUUGCUGCAGUUCAAGGAGAGCUUUAUGAUUGACAAAUCUGCUUCAAGGAAUGACGGUGCUUAUCCAAAGGUUUCAUCAUGGAAACCAGCUGGAGGAGGAAAUAGCAGCUGCUGCUUGUGGGACGGUGUGGAGUGUGACGAGAUGACGGGUCAUGUUAUUAGCCUUAAUCUCAGCAGCAGUUAUCUCUAUGGCUCUUUCGACUCUAAUAGUAGCCUAUUCAGCCUGGUGCAUCUUCAAAGGUUAAUCCUCUCUCACAAUAACUUCAAUCACUCUCAAAUUCCAUCUAGCAUAAGAAAUUUCCCAAGCCUCACUCAUCUUGACCUCUCUUGGUCUUUCUUUUCUGGUCAAGUCCCAUCUGAAGUCUCAUACUUGUCCAAGUUGACAUACCUUAAUCUGUGUUGUAAUGUUCUUGAAAAUGGAGCUCCUGGUCAUCCUGAUCAAUUGUUGAAACUUCAACCAUCCGAUAUGAGAAGUUUGGUUCAAAAUUUAACUAGUCUAGAAACUCUUUAUCUCAGUUAUAUUAACAUAUCAUCAAUCAUACCCGUUUCCGUGACAAAUUUAUCAUAUUUAACAUCCCUUGCCCUCAGGGAAUGUGAUCUGUUUGGCGAAUUUCCAAUGAAAAUUUUCAGUCUACAGAACUUAGAAGUUCUUAGUGUGAGAUACAACUAUAAUCUCACUGGAUAUUUGCCCGAAUUUAAUCGAAGUAGUCCUCUCAUCUCACUGAGAGUUGGGUUUACUAUGUUUUUCGGAACAAUACCUUCUUCGAUUGAAAAGCUUAAUUCAUUGCAAGAGUUGGAUGUCGUUCAAUGCAAUUUUUCAAACUCGUUGGUUCCUUCUGCACUUGGCAAUCUUAGACAGCUCACUUACCUAGACAUUUCAAAAAGCCCAUUUGGAGGUCCAAUUCCUGAUUCUUUGGCAAACCUUACCCAAUUGACUGUGUUUAGAGUUAGUACAAGUUCUUUAACUGGUCCAAUUCCAUCUUGGCUAGGAGAACUUCCAACUGUCAUACCCUGGGUUAACCUAAUAGGCUUGAGGCUUUCGUUCAACACUUUUCAUGGACAAUUACCAAUCCCUCCACCAUCCCUGCAAGAAUAUGGAGCUACCAACAACAAUUUUACUGGAGAAAUUUCACCAUUGCUUUGCAAUAUGAGUUCUCUUCACAACUCUUUUCAUGGCAUGAUGCCUCAAUCAUACAACAACAGAAGCAGUUUGAGGAUGAUUGAUGUUAGUCAUAACCAAUUGCAGGGGCAAUUACCGUGGUCAUUGGCGAAUUGUGUGAUGCUUGAGUAUCUGGUUCUGUCAAACAAUCAAUUCAGAGAUAUUUUUCCCAUUUGGUUGGGGACUCUUCCAGAGUUAAAACUUUUGGCAAUGCCCCAUAAUCACUUCAACGGUGUUAUAGGACAGUCUAGAACAAAUGUUGACUUCUCCAAGUUACGCAUUCUUGAUUUGUCUUUCAACAAUUUCACAGGUGAGAUUCCAGCUUUGUUUCCAAAUAUUACUGUAAACAAGUCAACAUACAUGUUCGAGAAGGGUUUGCAGCCAUUGAUAUCUCAAACAACAAAUUUGAAGGCAACAUACAUGUAUACAGAAGUAGCCUAUGACUUCAAUGGUUUUUAUGUUGGGCGGAGUGUUGAUUACUCAAUCACAUUAGCAAUUAAAGGUUUGGAUUUGUUCUAUUCAAGGGUUCGAGAAGGGUUUGCAGCCAUUGAUAUCUCAAACAACAAAUUUGAAGGUAAGAUUCCAGAAUUCACUGGGAACCUUAAAGAGCUUCGCUCACUCAAUAUUUCCAGCAACAUUCUCACUGGUUCUAUUCCAUCAUCCUUGGGGAACUUAAGGAAUCUUGAAUCGUUGGACCUUUCACGAAACAAGCUCUCAGGACUGAUCCCCCAACAGCUGACUAAGCUUACAUUCCUUGGGAGCUUUGAUGUGUCUCACAACAAUCUCACAGGUCCUAUACCGCAAGGUACCCAACUUACUUCAUUCAAUAGCACUUCAUAUGAGGGAAACCCAGGAUUGUGUGGAGAUCCAUUACCAAAGAAAUGCGGAAAUCAAGAGGCCCCUCAACCGCCACCUUCAACUGAAGAAGACAGUGAUUCAGGCUCAGCUCGAACGCUUGAAUUUGAUUUGAAAUUUUGUUUGGCUGGAAUUGGAAGUGGGUUUGUAGUGGGAGUGGUUCUCGCGGAUGUCGCCAUCACAAGAAGGCAGGAGUUGUUUCUUAAGAUUGUUGGAAUGGUGAGGCUAAUGAUACGGAAAGGGUAGAGUGGGGGAUGUAGAAGUAUAGUUUGUUAUAAAGUCAU